AUGCAGGAAGAGUGCAUUAUUGUUGACAGAAAUGACAAGACUAUUGGAUCUGCCUCCAAGAAAGAGUGUCAUUUGCUAGACAAUAUAAAUCAAGGCAUGCUUCACAGAGCUUUCAGUGUCUUCCUCUUCAACACCAAGGGUGAACUGUUGUUGCAGCAGCGAGCAUCUGAGAAGAUAACCUUUCCUGAUCAUUUUACCAAUACCUGCUGCAGUCACCCUUUGAGUUUCCCAGAUGAGCUGGAUGAAACAGAUGCAAUUGGUGUCAAGAGAGCAGCUCAGAGGAAGCUGAAGCAUGAGCUGGGGAUUGAGCCCGAGCAGGUUCCCCUGGAAAAUUUCCACUAUCUGACACGCAUCCUGUACAAAGCAGAAAAUAUACCCAAGGACAAUAAGUGGGGCGAGCAUGAAAUUGAUUAUAUUCUCUUCAUCAGAAGAGAUGUUGAUGUUAUAGCCAGUCCCAAUGAAGUGAAAAGUUACAGAUAUGUCAGCCAGAGUCAGCUGAAGGAGCUUGUUGGUACAGCAGACAAGAAUGGCAUUUUACUGACUCCAUGGUUCAAGCUUAUUAUAGAGAAUUUUCUGUACCAGUGGUGGGACCGACUUGAUCACAUUGAGUCUGUGGCAGACAGGGAAACAAUCCACAUAUUAUCUUAG
Candidula unifasciata is the source of this 648-nucleotide messenger RNA. The record is from the annotation of a GenBank genome assembly. NCBI's taxonomy places the organism in Eukaryota, Metazoa, Mollusca, Gastropoda, Stylommatophora, Geomitridae.